Molecule: messenger RNA, 584 nt
Organism: Octopus sinensis (East Asian common octopus)
Lineage: Eukaryota; Metazoa; Mollusca; Cephalopoda; Octopoda; Octopodidae
Exons: 6
Coding region: 26-358 (110 amino acids)
Source: RefSeq, a predicted model, not a curated record
UCUCUAUGAUCCCCAAACAAAGCCAAUGCCAUCAACAAUAACUGAAGAUCCUUCAACACGCAAACCAAAUCCCAGUGCCACAACGAAGAAAACUGUUGCUAUUGCUGCUUCUAAUACAGAAACGGUGAAUAUUAUGAUUAAAAGUGUCAUAGGAACGCUAAUCAUCCUCAUCAUUGUGAUUGUCUUUUCCAUCAUUCUGUACAAAUAUAGAGCUACACGGGCAAAAAUUCAAAGACCUCGAAAAACUCCAGAAAACAACCAGAGACAAGAGAAUGCGAUGAACAGAAGACUGGGCCUUAUCCAUUUGCAAGGGACUCCAAAGAAUAUACAGAUGUACAACAAUGCAUAUGACUGUUGAGGAGAAUGAGGAAGGCCCACUUCACAUGGAACUUACCACAGAUGACACUCACUGCAGUAGGAAACCACUGGUUCCCCUCCCACCACUGCUCUUACAGCUAAGACACAAUAUUACCAUGCGUCUAGAGAGGAGACCUAUCUCUCUCAUUCUCUUUCCCAUUCUUUCUCUCUAUCUAUCUAGCUAUAUAUGCAGGUGUCUAUCUGUGUCGGUCACUACUUAGCUAACU